Molecule: messenger RNA, 1637 nt
Organism: Aaosphaeria arxii CBS 175.79
Lineage: Eukaryota; Fungi; Ascomycota; Dothideomycetes; Pleosporales
Exons: 2
Coding region: 283-1461 (392 amino acids)
Source: RefSeq, a predicted model, not a curated record
GAAUCGUGACUUUCAGUUUCACCACAACCCCUCAGCCAAUGGUGCCUUCUUCCCUGUCCGCAUGCUGAACUGCCUGUGAGGACACUAUGACGUAUACAUUGUUUUGCAAAUUCACCUCCCCAUAUAUAAGAUCCUCUUUGGAGACACUUCCUACAUCCUUCAUCUUAUCACAACCACACUACAACAACAAUCCAACAGCUUCCAAUACUACUUCUUUCUCCUUGAAAGAAUCACUUGCUCCCUUCACUACAUUACCAUUUACACUCACAACACAACUUCAUAAUGGAGAAGAUCAAGGCUAAGGUCGAGAACGUCCUCCACAAGGACAAGCACGAUACCACUGCUACCGGAUCUCAUUCCACUGGCACUCACACUACCGGUACUCACACUGGCGGUGUCACUGGCCACAACACCUCUGGAACCACCGAGUACUCUGGUAACACACACGGCCGCUCUGACCCAACUGGCCCUCACGACUCUCACCUUGCCAACAAGGCUGACCCUCGUGUCGACUCUGACCAGGUCGGAGGAUACGGAAACACUGCCAGCACUGGUGGAACUCAUGGCUCUGACCCCACUGGCCCUCAUAACUCUCGCAUCGCCAACAAACUUGAUCCCCGCGUCGACUCCGACAAUGUUGGAAGCUAUGGAAACAAGGGUGCUGCCGCUCAGCACACUGGCAAUGUCCCCACCGGCGGUUUGACUGGUGGUUCUACUGCUUCCCCUCGUGAGGGCUCCCUUGGAGGCCAUACUCAUGGCACCACUGGUGUUACUGGCACUCAUGGCACUCACGGCACUCACGGCACUCACGGAACUACUGGCGGCUACUCUGACCCCACUGGCCCUCAUGAUUCUCACCUCGCCAACAAGGCCGAUCCCCGCGUCGACAGUGACCGAGUUGGUGGUUAUGGAAACACCACCGGCACUUACGGCACCACUGGCACUCACGGUACCACUGGUGGGUUGACCGGUGGUACUCACACUGGCACUCAUGGAACCACUGGCGGUUACUCUGACCCCACUGGUCCCCACGACUCUCACCUCGCCAACAAGGCCGAUCCCCGCGUCGACAGUGACCGUGUUGGUGGUUAUGGAAACACCACUGGAACUCACGGAACCACUGGUGGAUUGACCGGUGGAACUCACACUGGCACUCACGGCACCACUGGCGGAUCGACUGGUGGCUCUCACACUUACGGUACCACUGGAAAUUACUCCGACCCUACCGGCCCCCACGACUCUCACCUCGCCAACAAGGCUGAUCCUCGCGUCGACAGCGACCGUGUAGGUGGAUACGGAAACACCACUGGAGCUGGCGGUCUUGGUCACAGCACCAACCCUGGCCCAGCUUCCAACACUGCUGGUCCUCACAACUCGAACCUUGCCAAUAAGCUCGACCCCCGCGUGGACAGCGACCUUGAUGGCUCCAAGACCACCGGAGGCAACCGCACUUACGGCUAAAUGCUUCUUAUGACGGAAGGAGAAUGUAAUUAUGAUAUCCCCGGCUUAAUCGUGGAAGUGGCCACUCUUCCCUGACUCUAUUUUCAACAUUUGUUUGACUUCUGAGAUCACCAAAUGAUGUAUUAUGAUUAGCUUAAAAUGAAUUCAAUGACCCUUUCACGGUUCUUUACGUUCAA